Messenger RNA from Ilex paraguariensis (yerba mate), 300 nucleotides. The record is from the annotation of a GenBank genome assembly. Lineage: Eukaryota; Viridiplantae; Streptophyta; Magnoliopsida; Aquifoliales; Aquifoliaceae.
AUGGCGGUCUUUUUCGAUUCAAAGGAGCCAACAACAACGCAGCCUUCUUCUGAAAGGAAGAAAAACACAUUGCUUGGAGUGGAAGGUGAGGAAGAAGCAAGAGAGCCAGAAAGCGAAGUUCUAGCUGCAGAAAAAGUUGGGAAGGAUAAAGAAGUUUGCACGUUAUGUAAAGAGUUAGUUGGUGAGACAGUCCAUUACUUUGCUGAAAACCAGACCCAAACAGAGAUCAUUGACAUCCUUCACAAGUCCUGCUCUAAGCUGCUCUGUUUCAAGCAGAAGUGCAUCACUCUGGUGGAUUAG